Molecule: messenger RNA, 1494 nt
Organism: Musca vetustissima
Lineage: Eukaryota; Metazoa; Arthropoda; Insecta; Diptera; Muscidae
Product: gastrula zinc finger protein XlCGF26.1-like
Exons: 2
Coding region: 1-1494 (497 amino acids)
Cellular component (GO): nucleus
Molecular function (GO): zinc ion binding
Source: RefSeq, a predicted model, not a curated record
AUGUCGGAAAGAAAAUUUUGUUGUCUAUGUGUUAGUUUAUGUUCAUCAUAUAAAGAUUUGUUCAAUGAGCAGGGGGAGGCAACUGCUUACUAUGAAAUAACAUUCAAAUACUUUGAUCCAGUGUUGCUGAACGCUGAAGACGACAAAGAUUCCAAUGUAGUUUGUCUUAAAUGUUGGAAUACCAUAGACGACUUCUAUGAAUUUCAAAAGGUCAUACAAAAUGCCCAUCAAGAUUUACAGGAAAGUUUAAGGGAGAUUGCAAAGGAAGCUUUGAGCGUUGACGUUGAAAAUAGUUUGGAAAGAUGUCAUUUGGAAAAUCUAAAUACUGAAGUGCAGAAUGGAGUAAGCAGUAACGAAAAUUCGGAUUAUUCUGAUUUUGAAAUAGAAUCUAGCAUUGAACUUGAUGAAGAUGACAAAUCACUGAAUUUAGACUUAUCAAGCGCAAAAGAGAAUAUUACAAAUAUAAGAAAGAAUAUUAAAACCCCAACCCCAAAAGACGUACAGCUAAAGGAACCUUUAAACACAGAUGAAAUUAUUGCCCAAUGGAAGCCAUCACUGGAAUGCGUAGUAUGCUCCAUUAAGACAACGACUUUCGGUUUACUUCGGACACACUUCCGAAUACACCACCCCGAUCAGAAAUGCUACAUUACCUGUUGCGAGCUUAAAUUUUCCAAACGAUGUGACAUUUAUGAACACAUACAACUCCAUCUUGAUCCCAAUACAUUUAAAUGUAACGUUUGUGGCAAGUGUAGCACGAAUAGACGCAACUUAGCCAAACAUAUGAAGGACUUACAUACGAAAGAGGGACAAAUUCGUCCAUUUGAAUGCGACAUUUGCCAAAGACGUUUCAAAAAUCAAACCAAGUUGCGUACACACAAGGAUAUACAUAAAACGGAAUAUCUGUUUGCAUGUAGUAAAUGUGGCAAAGGAUUUUCAACGGAACAACGUAGGAAAGUACAUGAAAAUCUGGUGCAUGAUGUCGAUAGGGUUUGUGAUCAAUGUGGUAAGGUCAUACACGGUAUAUAUGCCCUCAAAAAACAUCUAUUGGAACAUCAAGGUGUAGAGAAACCUAAAUGGCCGUGUGAUCAAUGUGAUGUGCAACUUUAUUCCCAUUCAAGUUUAAAGCGUCAUAAACAAAUAAAACAUCAUGAUGGCACCACUGUAUAUAAAUGCGCCGAUUGUGGUAAACGUUAUCCAUCUGAAAGUGCUUUAUAUAGUCAUAAGCGAUUAGUUCAUACACUGGAGCGUAAACACAAAUGCAGUAUGUGUGAAAAAUCAUUUAAAUUUCCCAAAGGUUUAAGAGAACACAUGGCAUCGCAUAAAGGCAUUAAUCUAUAUCAAUGUCCACAUUGUCCAAAAACAUAUCGAAUGAGUUCCAAUCUACAUAAUCAUCGUAAAAAGGCACAUCCUGAAGAAUUUGAUAAAACUCGCAAGAAUAAACCUGUUAAAAAUAAACUCAACGUUGGCCUUAUACAAACAGAAAUUGUUAUGUGA